This is a messenger RNA of Danio aesculapii, 8672 nucleotides long. Its product is annotated as collagen alpha-3(VI) chain-like. The annotation marks the transcript as partial. NCBI's taxonomy places the organism in Eukaryota, Metazoa, Chordata, Actinopteri, Cypriniformes, Danionidae. The record is from RefSeq and is a predicted model, not a curated record. The transcript is spliced from 16 exons.
AAAAAAGAAGCAAGCAGAGGCGUGGAAAAAUUUGGGUGGCUUUUCUCCAGGAUUCUCUGAGUUGUGUGUUCUGUCCCGGGCAGGAGUGAGUGGCACUUCUUCUCUGGAGAGCACACAGACCAGAGUCACAGAAGAGCUAAUCAGCAUUGCCUCUGCCUGACACAUCCAGAACAACUCACAGAAGGAAAAUACCUGGAAGAUAAUGACCUAACAGUUGUCUUUUUGCAGACGAUUGAAUAUCCCACAGAAAGAGCGGAAUACGUCGCUCUGAAUUCUAUAUUCCAGAGCUGUCUAUUCUGACGCUUUUGUGGACUAUGAGGAAGAGCCAGUUAUUACUGUAUGCCCUCUGGGGUGUAAUGGCUUUUGGCCUAUUCCCAAAACUUGAAGCUCAAGAUGCCCCUGGGACAGCUGACCUUGUACUCUUAAUUGACGGAUCAGAGAACGUUGGAGCUACCAACUUCCCCUUCAUCAGUGGUUUGGCUGCCCAAGUGAUUGAGGGGCUUGCUGUGGGCAGGGAUGCAAUUCGUGUAGCCCUUGUGCUUUAUGGUGCUGACCCUGAGAUUAAGUUCUAUCUCAAUAGCUAUGAAAACAGACAGAGUGUCCUCAGUGCUAUCCGGGGGCUUAAAUACCCUGGUGGGGAGGCAAAUCUGGGGGCUGCAUUGCAAGAGGUGGCAGACAGUCUGUUGGGCGAAGACGCAGGAGGCAGGGCAGAGGAAGGGGUCCCCCAGGUACUGGUGGUGAUCAGUGCUGGGGAGUCCGCUGAUGAUGUCAGUCAGAGCGAAAGGGCCCUAAAACAGGCCAGUGUGUACAUCUUUGGUAUUGCUGCUGGUGAUUCUGCUUCUGCCCAACUGGAAGCUAUUGCUACAGACAAAAGCUUUGUUCUGUCGGCUCCUGAUGUCAGAACAGUCUCAAGCAUUGGUGACCAGAUACUGCCUUACAUUAAUGGGGUCGCCCAGCGCAACAUUGUGGUUCAAACAGAUUUCACAGAAGCUUUGGCUGUUGGGCAGAGAGAUGUAAUUUUUCUCAUUGACAGUAGCUUGGGUAGCAUCGGAAUCAAUGCAGUGCGUGAAUUCAUCAAAAGGUUUAUUGACACCGUACCAAUUGGCCCAGAUCAGGUACAGAUUGGAGUGGCCAUGUUUUCCACCAUCCCAAAGAUGGAGAUUGAUCUAAACUCAUUCAAUUCAAAAGAGUCUCUGAUCUCUGCCCUUGGGAAAAUUAAACCCAAACCUUCGGCUGAACUCAACAUUGGUGCAGCCCUGGAUUUUGUGAGGACCAACAUGUUCAGAGCUGAGAGGGGGAGUCGCAUUCAAGAUGGAGUGCCACAGCUUUUAUUGCUCUUGACCAGUAAAAAAUCCAAAGACAGUGUCCAACAGCCAGCUGAAGCCCUUCGACAAAUGGGUGUUCUGACUUUGGCUGCAGGUUCCAAAGCUGCUCAGGAAGCAGAGCUCAAGGAAAUAGCUUUUGACGACAGUGUGGUUUUCAUGUAUAGAGACUUCAGGUUGUUGUCACGCAACUUCAGAGAAAUUAUCUCCCCUCUCACUACAUUGUCUGGUGUUGUUGUGACAGAGACUCCAACUGAAACAGGACCAAUUGUGGAGGUUACAACAGUCCACACACAAAAAGUUGUCCGAGACAUUGUCUUCAUGGUGGAUGGAUCUAACUAUGUUGGAAAUAACCUGCGUUUUGUGAUGGACUUCAUCAAUGGUGUGGUCAACAAGCUAGACGUUCGACCUGAUAGGGUGCGCAUUGGACUAAUGCAGUUUGCUGAGGGGCAGCGUACAGAAUUUUAUCUGAAUUCUCACAACACCAAACAAAAUGUGCUUUCUGCCAUUGCACGGUUAAGUUUGAUGGGAGGAAGUGCACUGAACACUGGUGCAGCCCUGAAAUAUGCUCUAGAUAACCACUUCCAACCCUCAUCUGGGUCUCGUAAAAGAGAAGGGGUCCAGCAGGUACUGGUGCUAAUAACAGGAGGCCCAUCUCAAGAUGGUGUCAAAAGGAUUGCAGACCAAGUGGCUAUAGAAGGUGUUUUGACAUUUGCUGUUGGAGCUGGCCAAGUGGAAGAGACUUUUCUGAGAACUAUUGCUUUUAUUGACUCUUUGGCGUAUUACAGAAGAAAUUUUGCUGACUUGUCGAGUGUUGUUAAAGAAAUGAUGACACCGCUCAUCACUUUUGUUGGGGAGACUGAUAACAUACCAGAAAUUCCAACCCGUGGUCCCUCUGGUGGAGAAAGGGAUGUUGCAUUCUUGAUCGAUGGCUCUGAUGAUGUCAGAGGUGACUUUCCCUAUAUCCGUGACUUCAUUUCCAGAGUGAUUGAGCCUCUUGACAUAGGAAUUAAUAAAGUAAGAGUGUCUGUUGUCCAGCAUAGUGAUAGACCAAGCCAUAACUUCUUCCUCGACACUUACGAAACCAAAGAUGAGGUGCUGAGAGCUGUAAAUGGGCUCACUCUGGUAGGUGGCAGAGGUCUGAAUACUGGUGCUGCCUUGACUUUCAUGAAAAACACAAUCCUGUCACAAGCACAUGGCGGUCGAGCUGGACAAAAUGUUCCCCAAUUUUUGAUCGUUCUAACUGGUGGAAGAUCAAGAGAUAGUGUCAGAGAGCCUGCGGUUGCCCUGAAGGCUGAGGGAGUUGUACCUUUUGGUGUUGGAGUGAAAAAUGCAGAUCCUAAAGAGAUUGAGGCCAUCUCUCACAAUCCAUCAUUUGCUUUCAAUGUGAAGGAAUUCAGCCAGCUCAACACUGUCCAGGAAAAGCUCAAGAACUAUGUGAACUUUCAAGAUCAAGACCUGACGCAAUUUCUAGAGAGAGGAAUUAACAAACGGGAUAUAGUUUUUCUCCUUGAUGGCUCAGAUGAUUCAAGAAAUAAUCUUCUUGCCAUCCGUGAGUUUAUUCGGAGAAUGGCUUUGGAUCUUGACAUUGACCAGGACAUUGUUCGAGUUGCUGUAGUACAGUACAGUGAAGACUCUUUGAUUCACUUCUUACUUAACACUUACAAUAGUAAGAAAGCUGUACUUUAUGCCAUUAAUGGCCUUACAGCAAAAGGUGGAAGAACCAUAAACACUGGGGCAGCUCUACAGUAUGUCAGGGACCAUGUUUUUACUACUGCUUCUGGAAGUAGGCAUUAUCUAGGAGUCCCUCAGGUUUUGAUUGUUAUGACUGGUGGACGGUCCAUUGAUCAGGUGGCAGGUCCUGCUGAAGAUCUCAAAAAUGUUGGCGUGUUGUCCAUUGCCAUUGGAAUAAAGAAUGCUUUAGAGUCAGAGCUCCAGACCAUAGCAUUUUCACCUAGAUUCAUUUUUAAUCUUCCAGUCUCUGGUGAACUUUUACAUAUUCAGCCGGACAUCCUCUCCUUUAUCAAAUCCAAAAUGGGGAUUGAACCCCCUACUAUUAUUGUUGAAUUGGAUGCAUCUCAAAGAGACAUUGUCUUUAUCCUGGAUGGUUCUGAUGACACCAGGGAUGCAUUUAAACAAAUGUGUCAUUUUGUUCAAAGAGUGGUGGACAAACUUAAUAUUGGGCCAAGCAGAGACAGAGUGUCUGUAGUCCAAUACAGCAGAGAGCCACAGGUCCAUUUUUACUUGAACACACAUGCCACAAAACAAGAAGUUCUCAAUUCAGUUGAGAGUCUGCAGCACCAGGGAGGAAAUCUCCUCAACACAGGAAGAGCCCUUGAAUAUGCAAAAAACAACCUAUUCGUGGCCCCUUCUGGGAGCAGACUCCUGGAAGGGGUUCCUCAGAUUGCUGUGCUUGUGACCGGUGGAAGGUCUCAGGAUGAUGUUAGAACUCCAGCUGCUGCUUUGAAACGGGAACAAAUUGUACCAUUUAGUAUUGGCAAUCAAAAUGCAGAUGUCAUUCAGCUCCAGGAAAUCUCAUAUACUCCUGCUAAUACCCUUAUUGUUCCUCAAUUUGAUGCCCUUCAAACUAUUGAGCAGAAUCUUUUAUCAUACGUUAAAAGAGUUCCCCGUCAGCCCAGGAGGCUUCCAUCAUCUACAACAGAUGCUGGAAAGAGAGAUGUUGUUUUUUUAAUUGAUGCCUCUGAUGACACAAAGGGAAGUUUCUCAGAAGUGAAAAACUUUGUUCAGGCUCUGGUUGAGAAACUGAAUGUGGCACCAAGUAAAGAUCGUAUUUCAGUGGUCCAGUACAGUGAUGACACAGUUUUUGAUUUUCAAUUAAAUGCACAUUCAACAUUAAAUGAUGUUAUAAGUCAUGUGAAACGCCUAAUCCAUAAAGGAGGAAGGCUGCGUCACACCGGGGCAGCAUUACAGUAUAUCAAGGACAACUUGUUUACUGCAGCUGCAGGGAGUAGACAUUUGGAGGGUGUGCCACAAAUUCUAAUUGUGCUGAGCUCUGGAAGAUCUAAUGAUGACAUACGUGGUCCAAUCAAAGCUUUGAAAGACAUUGGUGUCAUUUCUUUAAGUAUUGGUACUAAAAAUGCUGAUACACUUGAGUUACUAGCAUUAUCUCAUCAACAAAACUACUUUUCCAUUUCUGACUUUGGGAACAUUCGUGACCUUCAGGAGAAUAUUUUAGCAUUAAUAAAAGAAGUAUCUUACCAACACCUACCAAAAGUGAUUACUCAGGUUUCUGAAUCUGUCAAAAGGGAUGUGGCAUUUCUGAUUGAUGGUUCUGAUGAUUCGAAAAUUGGUUUUGAGGCAAUUCGCCGUUUUAUUCACAUGGUUGUUGAAAGUCUAAAUGUGGAGGAAGAUCUCGAUAGGGUGGCAGUUGUACAAUAUAGUCGGGAUCCCACAGCUAAUUUUUAUCUCAGCUCAUAUUCAACCAAAAAGGAGGUACUAAAUUCCAUACGCUCUUUGAGGCACAAAAGUGGAAGGCCACUAAACACUGGAGCUGCCAUGCGGUUCAUUAAAGAAAACAUAUUUACUCCAUCCUCUGGAAGCAGACGCCAUCAGCGUGUACCCCAAAUUCUGUAUUUAUUUAGUGGUGGUAGAUCUGCAGAUGAUGUUAGAAUAAUUUCACAGGAUUUAAGAGAAAACAACAUAAAAGUCUUUACAAUUGGUACAAAAAAUGCUGAUACACUUGAGUUACAGACAAUGUCUGUAACACCAGCUUAUGCCUUUUCUGUUCCUGACUUCAACUCCAUCAACAGCAUUGCCCAAAGUGUUGUCUCUGUUUUGAGUGGUGAUGAAAUUCCUGAGAUAAAUCCAACUCCUGAGGGCCAGGUUCUGGAUGUAAGAAGAAAUAUUGUUUUUCUUAUUGAUGGAUCUGAUGAUGCUAGUGAUAGAUUCACAGCUAUACAAGAAUUUGUGGUCAGUUUGGUAGAGACAUUUGAUGUUGGCCAAGAAAAAGAUCAAAUUGCUGUUGUGCAGUUCAGUAAUACGGCAGCAACAAGCUUUAAUCUUAGUACACACUUAUCAACUUUUGAGGUGGCAAAUGCUGUACGCAACCUCAAACCAAAAGGGGGACGACCACAAUACAUUGGUCAGGCACUACAAUUUGUUAGAGAUAAAAUUUUUACCCCUAGAGUUGGAAGUCAUGAAAUAGGCACUGUUAGUCAAAAUCUUGUGCUUGUGGCUGGUGGCAGAUCCCAAGACUCUCCUCGCGGUCCAGCUAAUGAACUAAAAAGUAUGGGAGUUAAAAUUUUUGCCAUCGGGUCAAAGCUGGAAGAUCUAAUUGAAAUGGAAGCCAUUUCUACUCAGACAGAUUAUGCCAUGGCUGUUUCUGAUUUUCAUGACUUUAGAAAUGUCCGUCAAAUCCUUUUGGCAAAGCUUACAGGAGUAAGAAAAAAAGGAGAAUCCCAAGUUGAUGGUACAGGAUUUAAAAGGGAUAUUGCUUUUCUUGUGGAUGGCUCAGACAAUAUAAGAAGAGGAUUUCCAGAAAUACGUGAUUUUCUAUACAAUUUUAUUUCAAUUCUUAAUGUGGGAAUUGAUAAAGACAGAAUCGCAUUAAUUCAAUAUAGCAAUGUUGCUGUCACAAAUUUUUAUCUAAAUUCAUUCUUAAGAAAAGAAGAUGUAUUAAAUGCAGUAAAAGUGCUUAGUCAUAGAGGUGGAAGACCCCUAAACAUUGGAUCUGCACUUCGAUAUGUCAAAGAAAAUAUUUUUAUAAGUGCCUCUGGAAGCAGGCAAAAAGAAGGAAUCCCUCAAAUAUUAAUUCUGCUUACUGGUGGAAAAUCAAGGGACAAUGUCUCUGAAGCAGCCUUUGCUCUCAAACAAAGUGGUAUAUUAAUAUAUGGAAUUGGAGUACAGUACUCAGACUCUAAUGAGUUACAUAAAAUUUUUUCUGAAAACAAUGUGCUUUCAUUGAAUGACUUCAGUGAAUUACCAAAAAUCCAGGCAGAGCUACAUGAAGCACUGAAACACAAUAUGAAUUACAUCAAAAAAGAACAAAUCGCUGAGGUAGUUGGACUUAGGAGAGAUUUUGUGUUCCUUCUGGAUGGAUCGGAUGGAACUAGGAAUGGAUUCCCAGCAAUGAAAGACUUUGUGCAAAGAAUGGUGGAGAAAUUGGAGGUUGCCGAGAACAGAGAUCGCAUUUCUGUUGUCCAAUACAGCAGAGAAGCGGAGGCCAAUUUCUAUCUAAACACAUACACGACAAAGGAAGAAAUUCUUGAUGGUGUCAGGGGUCUGAGGCACAAAGGAGGCAGACCCCUUUACACGGGGGCAGCUCUCCAGUACGUCAGAGACAAUGUCUUUACUGCUUCCUCUGGCAGCAGGCGACUGGAGGGUGUGCCGCAGAUACUGGUUUUGCUUAGCGGGGGAAGGUCAUUUGACAGUGUCGAUGCAGCAGCCUCCUCUCUGAAAGAGCUUGGCAUCUUGACUUUUGGAAUAGGAUCCAGAGGCUCUGAUAGCAGAGAACUGCAGAGAAUAUCAUAUGAACCCGAUUAUGCUCUGUCCGUGUCUGAUUUCAGUGAGCUACCAAAUGUCCAAGAGCAGCUGCUUGCCUCUGUACAGGUUACUUCAAUUCCCGUCACUCCAACUUCACCGACUGUUACCGCUGAAUACAGCACACCCAGAAAAGAUGUAGUGUUUCUGCUGGACGGUUCAGAUGGCACUAGGAGUUCUUUCCCAGCUAUGCGGGACUUUGUGCAAAGAGUAGUGGAGAAAUUCAACAUAGGGGCAAACAGAGACCGCGUUUCUGUUGUGCAGUACAGUAGAGACGCUGAGGUCCAUUUCUACCUGAAUACCUACACAGCAAAAGCAGACAUCUUGAACACGGUCAGAGGUCUGAGGCACAAAGGAGGCCGACCCCUCUACACGGGGGCAGCUCUCCAGUACGUCAGAGACAAUGUCUUUACUGCUUCUUCCGGCAGCAGACGGCUGGAGGGUGUGCCACAGAUACUAAUCCUGCUGAGCGGGGGAAGGUCAUUUGACAGCGUUGAUGCAGCAGCAUCCUCUCUAAAAGAGCUCGGUGUCUUGACCUUGGGAAUAGGAUCGAGGGGCUCUGAUAGCCGAGAACUGCAGAGAAUAUCGCACGAAGCCAAUUAUGCUCUGUCCGUGGCUGACUUCAGUGAGCUUCCAAAUGUCCAGGAGCAGCUGUUGGCCUCUGUGCAGACGGUUGCAACGUCCGACACUCCAACUUCCCCAACUCUCACUGCUGAUGACACCAUUCCCAGAAAGGAUGUAGUGUUUCUGCUGGACGGCUCAGAUGGCACUAGGAAUACUUUCCCAGCCAUCCGUGAAUUUGUGCAGACAUUAGUAGAGCAAUUCAACGUAGAGCCAAACAGAGAUCGCAUUUCUGUGGUACAGUACAGUAGAGAUGCUGAGGUCAAUUUCUACCUGAAUACCUACACAGCAAAAGCAGACAUCUUGAACACAGUCAGAGGUCUGAGGCAUAAAGGAGGGAGACCCCUCAACACGGGGGCAGCUCUCCAGUACGUGCGGGACAGUGUCUUCACUGCCUCUGCCGGGAGUAGGAAAAAAGAGGGUGUGCCUCAGGUUCUUAUCCUCCUCACUGGAGGACGCUCAAACGACAACAUAGAUACACCUGCCUCUGCCCUGAAAGAAAGCGGGGUCUUGAUCUUGGGUAUCGGCACCAGAAAUUCAAGCAGAGAGGUCCAGAGAAUUACCAAUGACCCUGCCUAUGCACAAUCCCUCAAUGAUUUCUCUGACCUUCCCGGUGUCCAGCAGCAGUUUUACAGCUCCCUCAACAAUGUGCUUGUUCAAGUUAGGCCAAUGACACCUACUGUUGCAGCUGAGCGAAGGAUGGCUAGGAGGGAUGUAGUGUUCCUGCUGGACGGUUCAGAUGGCACGAGGAGCUCUUUCUCUGCAAUGAGAGACUUUGUUGAAAGGAUGGUGGAAAGACUGAACGUGUCUGAGAACAGAGACCGUGUCUCUGUGGUCCAAUACAGCAGAGAUCCAGAGGCUCAUUUCUAUCUGAACACCUACUCAAGAAAGGAGGACGUUCUUAACAUGGUCAGGGGUCUGAGGCACAAAGGAGGGAGACCUCUCAACACGGGGGCAGCUCUGCAGUACUUGAGAGACAAUGUCUUCACUGCCUCCUCUGGGAGCAGACGUGCAGAAGGUGUGCCUCAGUUGCUGAUACUGCUGAGUGGCGCAAGGUCAUUUGAUAAUGCUGACAUACCAGCCUCAUCCCUAAAGGAGCUGGGAGUGCUUAUCUUUGCGAUAGGGUCAAGGACCUCAGACAGCCAGGAGCUCCAGAGGAUCUCCCAAGAGCCUAGCUACGCACUCUCAGUGAGUGACUUCACUGACCUUCCCAGUGUCCAACAGCAGCUU